Penicillium digitatum Pd1 is the source of this 1953-nucleotide messenger RNA. The record is from RefSeq and is a predicted model, not a curated record. Lineage: Eukaryota; Fungi; Ascomycota; Eurotiomycetes; Eurotiales; Aspergillaceae.
AUGAAGAACCCAGUCAAGCAACUGCGCUUCCCAGCGCUGGAGGAUUUCAUCGAAUACGUACAAGAUUUCACCGAAACCUCCAGCCGAUGGAUCAACUGGCAAAUCAUCCGAGGCAAGCGACAUAUAUGGUGGGAGACAGACUGGGACGUGGUGUCCCGCUGGGCGCAAUCGAUCAUCGAGACGGAACAACGUCUACGCGAAACCACCCAACGUGAGAACUUCCUCAAAAAGUGGAUCCAUACAUUCCACAACGGCUCCAACGAAGCAGGGAAGUUUGUUCUACCGGAUUUGAUCGAAGACUUGAUAGCCCUGGACCACGAAUAUGUGCGCCUCGAACGGAUAUAUGACACACUCCUAGCGGGUUGUCCCGUAGGGCCCAUCAAGGAGGGAUAUAUGUGGAUUCGAAAGCAGCCGCAGUGGCAUCUCCGGAUCCUAUUCCCCAUCCCAUCAUCCGACCCUAACGAUCCCCUCAAUUGGUCAACAGCUCGCAAAGCCCUAAAUUUCACCCUAGUCAGCUUCUUCGUCCUAUGGACCUUUGUCCAAAUUGAUAUCAGCUUCACAGCAUGGGGCCAGAUGCAAGAAGAGCUCAACUUCUCAGUCAACAUCCUAAACGCCAACACAGCCAUCAACUAUAGCGGUCUCGCCGUAGGCUGCAUAUUCUUCAUGCCCCUAGUCCACAAGUACGGCCGACGCCCAAUCUACAUAUUCAGUGUCGCCCUCCAGUUCGCCUCGUGCAUCUGGCAAGCCAGGAUAACUACCGUCGGCGAUCUAUUGGGCAGCGGCCUGAUCUCCGGCAUCGGCGGCGCAAUCAGCGAGAUCGUUGUGCAGGUCACCAUUGCUGACAUCUUCUUCGUGCACCAGCACGCCACGAUGAACGGAUGGUUUCUCGUCAUCCAGUCUACAGGUGCAUCUCUGGGUCCCGUGGCAUCGGGAUACAUCGUGGUGGCACAAGGGUGGAGGUGGAUAUGGUGGUGGUGUGCAAUUUUCUUCGGCGUCACCCUACUCUGUGUGAUUUUUCUAUUCGAGGAAUCGAAGUUUGUUCCCAUUCUGGACGGUCGCGACGCUACCGCACAUCCACAGGUGACCGAAGAACCGUCCAAAUUACGCAUCGACGGGGAUGUGGUCGACGCAAAGAGCGCUACUGAGGCAUUCGCUAGCCGCGUGCAUACCAACCCGGACAUUCAGUUGAAGACAUAUUUCCAGCGCAUGGCCUUGGUGACCCCGACCGCUGAAGCGCUGUGGCCACACUUCUAUCAACCCAUCGUGGCGCUCUUUACCUUCCCGGCGGUUUCGUAUGCCGCUAUCACGUAUGGGUCUACGCUGUGCUGGUUUGCGAUCAUGACUUCCCUGCAAGCCUCUUAUAUGAUUCUACCGCCUUAUAACUUCGACGCUGUUGGGGUUGGGCUGAUGAAUGUGGCUCCAUUUGUCGGAUCCGUUCUCGGUUUCCCCUUUGGUGGACAUUUGAGUGAUAAAUCUAUUUUGUGGUUGUCCAAGCGCAAUGGUGGUAUUUAUGAACCGGAGAUGCGACUUUGGCUUGCUCUGCCUAUUGCUAUUGUCAGUCCGGCAGGAAUACUGAUGUUCGGGUUGGGUCUUACCUAUGGUGUGCAUUGGGCUCUUCUUGCUGUGGGAUUUGGAUUCUUUGGGUUUUCACUUGCUGCCGUUGGCGGCAUUACGCUUUCGUAUCUCAUGGAUUGUUAUCAAGACAUUAUUGGCGACGCAUUAGUUGGAGUGAUCUUCAUGCGUAACAUCUUCUCGGUGAUUGUACUUUUUGUGUUAACGCCUUGGGUCAAUAGGAUGGGCAUGCGAGACUUGCAUAUCCUGAUUGCAGUUAUUGCAUUUGUGAUACUGUUGCUCCCUAUCCCACUUCUAAUCUGGGGUAAGAAGGCUAGGAUUGCUACGGCGCCGAGUUAUAGGAAAAUGGCGGCAAACCAGCUAAGCCAUCGGACUGUUUAA